Trichoplusia ni (cabbage looper) is the source of this 5232-nucleotide messenger RNA. RefSeq lists its product as uncharacterized. Gene Ontology annotation, molecular function: zinc ion binding. Bases 167 to 5197 code for a protein of 1676 amino acids. Lineage: Eukaryota; Metazoa; Arthropoda; Insecta; Lepidoptera; Noctuidae. The record is from RefSeq and is a predicted model, not a curated record. The transcript has 22 exons.
UACGAAAUAUAAUGUCGUUCUUUGUUUUUGAAAACUGCGAAGGUAGCAGAAAAUAACAAACACCGUAUUUGUUUAGAAUUACCUACGUAAAACUAUUAUUUUUACUUGCGUACUUCUUAUCUAUACACGAUAGAAAUAAAGUAACUUUAGUCUCAGAAUCAGAACCAUGGACGAGGACGACUUGAAAAAGUUUUGUCCGAAUUGUUGUCAACUGUAUUUAAUGCAGUUCACAUCAUCGAAACUGAAAUGCAACUGGCCGUUAUUCCUGCCAUGUGGCCACUCUAUGUGUGAGAACUGUGUCAUUAGCGUCAUAAGAUGUGCAGAGCCACUGGAGUGUAAGGUCUGCUUCGUAAAUACAGAAGUCACAAACACGGAGGCUAAAGAUUUAUUGGGAAAUCAAUUGAAAUUGCAUCAAAAGUUUCCAAUCAAUGUUCACAUGGUUGGUGAACUAACAUUAAACUUUGUGAGGACUUCCGAAGUAAUCAAAAAGCAACCGGAAGAAGACCCUUUCCUUGAUUUAAAAACCAUAUUAAAAGAUGAGACUACUGAAGCUAAUUGUUUAGAGUGUCAUGAAACUACAUCUAAAAUGUGUAAGCAAUGUGACACGGUGAUGUGUGCAGCUUGCUUUAAAAGAUCACAUAUGAACUUUGUUAUUUUCAAGAACCAUAAACUACAGUUAAUUGAAGCAUCAACUGAGCCUAUCAAUUGCAAAGUACACAAAGAAAAGAAAUUGGAUUACUUCUGCAAAGAUUGUAAGAAACCCAUAUGUAUGGACUGUAUGAUGGUGGGUGGUGAGAAGUCGUGCAAGAACCAUGAUGUGGUAUCCUUACAGGAGGUUAAUGAAACAUUUUUUGAAGAAUUGAUUGAACUAUCUCCUAAAGUAGAUGAGAUAUUUCGACGACUUACAAAGACGGCUGUUGAUAUCGGAUAUUUACUUCACAAUUACGAUACAGAUACAGGAUCACCAAAUGACAUUGCUAAAAUAAUUGAUAAAGUUGAUCACCACUUUUCUAAGCUCUGCUCUAUAGUACAGAAACAUAAAGAGGAAGUGAUGAAGAUAAUAAAACAUUUGAAAAGUUCAGAGAAAGACUCCCUUCAAAGAGCUAAAAUGGAGGUUUCCAAUUCUAUAAAAAAAGCUAAAGGUGUUUUGAAAAUGAUUACAACAGCUUCUGAUACAUCGAAAAUUAAUCAGAUAAAUGUACCAGCUCUUUUAGAAGAAGCAAAGAAUGUAGUUGACAGUCCUUGGUAUCUUAACAGGAAGGAAUCAAACCACGAAUCUCUAAAAGUCUUAGUAAAUGAGGAUCUGUGUUCAUUAAUCAAUGACUACGUGCACUUGGAAGGGAACGUCAAGUCUCUAUAUAAAUUGUAUUCGGCGUCAGAAUUAGGUGAUGACAUAGAGAUACCGCCCCCACCACCUAAUCCUGUUUACCCACCGGAAUUAAUAAAAGACGUAAGAACCUCAAAAAAGCCAAAAGUGGAGAAGGAAAAUAGAAAAACUCCAACAGUAUUCCAGAAUGUACCAAAGUACCGUAGUAAGAGUGGAUCUGUUUCCUCUCUCAAUUCUAUAGGCAGUGAGAACUCCGCUAAGAGUUACAUAACUCCAAAUAACAAUUACCAGCAGCCUAUUGUGCAACCAGUGUCCCCAUUUGCUGAAAGCCAGCAUCCACAACAUCUGCGGGAGGGUUCGCAGGAGAUUGUCUACAUUUCUCAUAUAAUGGACCCUCACAACUUCUACGUACAAAGGGCAUCCUCUCAGGCCCUCAUUAAAGACAUGCUGAGAGAGUUUCGCAACGCUGCGUCUUUCGCUAAGCCUUCAGUCAAUCAUAUAGUACCGGGUAAAACAUAUUUAGUAUACAACAAAGUUGAUAAUAUGUGGCAGAGGUGUCGCGUCAUCGACGUUGAUUUGAAAGAACCUAAAAUACAGGUUUUCUGUUUCGAUUUUGGAAACACUGAAUGCGUGUCAUUCGACAAGUUACGUCUGUUGCCUCCGUCAAAAAUCCAAUGUCCUUAUCCUCUGGCUAUCAACUGUUCUUUGGCUAACUGUGUACCAAUAUCUGGCGCUUGGACAAGCCACGACUCCUUCCUCAUUCAGCAAAUAAUUGACAAUAAACAAGCAGUAAUUCACGUCCGUCGAGUGAUCCCCAUAUCUAACGUGGAUUUUAAGCUGGAGUGUGACGUCACGACUUUUGAACAUGGCGUCAGCAUUGCCCACGCGCUGGUAUUCCAUGAAUGCGCUAGAAUGCCGAACCCGAAAGCAAAGUAUCCAGCCGUAAUUAAUGGAAAAGAAAAACCUAAACUGUACAUGAGCAACAACGAUUUCCAAUGUGAAUCCAAAGAAUCAGUGAUUAUUACACAUGUUAUCAGCCCAGAUAACUUCUUCGUAAGAAAACAACAUCUGCAAGAUAUAUAUGAGAAAUUGACUGAAGAUUUGGAACAGGAAUACAGUUUAGCUUCCAAUGUUGGAACUGUUUAUUUACCAGAAAUAGGCAUGGCGUGCGCGGUGUGCGUGGAGCAGGCGGGCGCGGGGGGCGGCGGGGGCGGGCGCUGGGCGCGCGGCGAGGUGCGCGCGCUGGCGGGGCGCGGGCGCGCGCGCGUGCUGCUGCCGGACUGCGGGCGCGCGCUGCUGCCGCACUGGCGACAGCUGCGCUAUCUGCGGCACAAGCACACCACGCUCAGCGCACUGGCAACGGAAUGCCACUUAGCCGGCAUCACACCAUACAAUAAGAAAUGGAGCACCGCCUCGGUUGACCUCCUCCAACAGUAUGAAGGUAGGGUAUUGGAGUUACAAGUGGAAGAGAAUCGCAGCAGGGACUACCGCAGCCGGGGAUCUGUCGGCGUCACACUGUACGAUACACAAGACCCAGAUAAUAUUGUUUGUAUUAACAAUGAAAUGAUCAGACACAAGUUUGCAAUCACUUUUGGAGUUUACAUGUUCAACAAAGAUCUUGUAGAAGAACUAGUCGUAACAAAUAAGUCACCAUUGCAUAAACCAGCGCCACCUAAACCGAAGGCAGAAAAAAUAACAAUAUUAAGGCGAAAUAAUAUAGAAAAUAAAGUAGAACUCGACACUAGCAACGAAUUAGAGGCUAAAGACAAAGGCCCUCUGAAGCUAGAAGCUAAAAUAUUACAUUAUCAGUCACCCUCACACAUUUAUGUUUCACUCGCUCAAUACAAAAAGUCAUAUGAUGAGCUGUUCGCAAAAAUACAAGAGUAUUACGCAAAGAAUAACCCAAUUAAAGAAGAUUGGAAAGUGGGUGAGAACUGUUGCGCCCCGUGCGUCCAAUCAAAAACAUGGCGCCGUGCUGUCAUUAUAGAGCUUGAGAACGAAAAGGCUAAACUAUUUUACAGUGAUUUUGCAGUCAUUGAGAUCAUUCCAAAAUCUAGUUUAAGAGAAUUACCUCCAGAAUUUACCUCGCUUGGCAAUGCCGCGAUGAAAUGCCACUUACACGGUAUCAUGCCCGCCGUCGGUCAAGACUGGCCAUCGCUCACUAAAGAAUAUUUAAAAGAACUUCUUGAUGCAUACAGGCGGAUAUUUAUUACAAUUCAAGGCAACUUUACUGAUAAUAGUAUGCCUAUUGAGAUUUGGGUGUAUCACACGACGCAAGGAAGUGCUUUGGAAGCCAACAAGUCGGAAUGGAGAUGCUUGAACAGGAAAAUUGUGGAACAAGGACUUGGAGUACCUGAUAAGGCACAGGUUACAUCUGAAAAGAAAGUGGAAGAUCUUGGUGAGACACUGUCUUUUCUGAACAUAACGGGAUCAGUUAAUGAUUGGCUCCAGCUGGACCCAAUGCCAAUGGUGCCAUUAAAAUCAUUAAUUGAGAAUAAAACAGAUGACAAUAAUGAUAGAAUCACACCCGUCUCAAUCAGUGAUGGUGAAGAGAGCACUAGAGCUAAGCAGGAAUCAUCCAAUGUUAUGUACAUAACUGACUGGCUGCCGCCAGAACCGCUGCCUUGCAAGGAGUUCACUGCACUCCCAACCUACAUAGACAACAACGGUAUUAUUUACUUACACGAUGUGUCGCAAAAUGAUACACUGGACCUUAUUCGUAAAGCGUUGGACGUUCGCUUCAAGAAACCAGAUCCGAAAGCUCGGUACAACACAUGGACUGCCGGCGAACCAUGCGUUGCAUUGUUCUUCCUCGACAGUCGCUACUACAGAGGCCGAGUCUUAAAAGUCAAUAAAGAAAACUCCACUUGCCUUAUACAUUACAUUGACUACGGUAACGAAGAAUUGUGUUCCUUUGAAAACCUUAGAAAAAGCGUUCCUCUUCAUCAAAUACCAACACAAGCUCAUAAAUGUGUUCUGAACCGCAUCCAUCCCAUCGGUAAACAAUGGGAUAGACAAACACUAGACUACAUACAUAAGUCUGUGGUGGAAAAACAAUGUCACGUGCAAGUAAGUGGGGAAGAAGUUAAUGGUGUCACACCCAUAGAAUUGAAAUUUGAUAAACUUUGGAUCAACGAUCAUUUAGUUGACUUCGAAAUGGCAGAAUACUCGGACGGAACGCAGGCUCUUGUCAGGAAGUUCGCGCCUUCCAACCAUAGCAAUAAUAUGAAGAAUGAAAAUUUGGAAAUUGAAACAGAUGUUGAUGAAAAGGAUUCUACCAUUAACAACAAUUAUAUUUCAUACUCAAACGACAUUCCGGAAGAGUUCACGUGUAAUAUUACGAUCAUAAAUGACAUAAAUACAUUACAACUGAAUUUAAUCUUGGACGACGAAGCUACUAGAGUUUAUGAAGACAUGUUUGAUGCCCUGCAGACUGAGAGUCCUCACAUGACGCCACUGGAGGGUAUAUUCGAAAAUAAAGCUUGUGUCGCUAUUUUCCCUGAAGACGGUCGCUGGUAUCGAGCGUCUAUUCUACAAUAUAGCGAAGCUAAGAACCUUGUCAAAGUAAAAUACGUUGAUUACGGUAAUAUCGAAGUCGUAUCUCGCAAUGACACAAGAGAAAUCGGUGAAGAAUGGGUUAAGCUCCCGCCCGCCACUGUGUCUGCUAAAUUGUAUGGAGUAAAAGUAAACCCAGAGAUAAAAACUAGUGUAGUGACAGAAGCUUACACUAAAACCUUCUUAGAUCAAGGUCCAUUUCAUGCAAAGUUGAUAUGCCAUGAUACCGUCCCAUUUGUGGAGUUAAGGAAGGACAACAAAGAAUUGUUAUACAAAAACCUUAUCGAAGACAAUAUUUUUAUUCAAAGUGAAUAAGUCAAACUAGUUUUCCUUUUUUAAUUAUUUGUUUC